Apis florea (little honeybee) is the source of this 8795-nucleotide messenger RNA. RefSeq names its product RhoGTPase activating protein (gene cv-c). Lineage: Eukaryota; Metazoa; Arthropoda; Insecta; Hymenoptera; Apidae. The record is from RefSeq and is a predicted model, not a curated record. Gene Ontology annotation, molecular function: GTPase activator activity; lipid binding. Gene Ontology annotation, biological process: signal transduction; actin cytoskeleton organization; regulation of Rho protein signal transduction.
CAUAUAACGUCAACACCCCUCUAAAACUACACCGCGAGAUAUAUUGAUUUCCGAGACCGAAGUAAUCCUGUUUACUUUCAGACGCGACGAAAAAAUGUCAAUAUAGCACGUAAUUAGAGAUCCGUCAUCCUCCAUCCGUGUACUCCAUUGUUGGAGGGAGUCAAGCACUUGAUAGGAUAAAUAUACAUCCAAUAUAUAACGAAGUGAAGCAACAAACAAACGAAACUAGUGUCCUGCGAAACGUUUGGGCGCAUGUUGAAAAGCUGCGGCGCCUCCUUCGUCGGCAAACACCCACGCCCGAGUGUAACAUGCACUAAUACGUCGGUAGUAGCGUACGCGCUCACACGCGUGCUUAUGCGUGCACGCCGAAACAACCGUGCGAGAGUUGCAAGCGGGGAACGCAUAUACGUAUCACAUUGACGAGUUCCCGCCCGAGUCGGCGGUUGGUCGCUGCUUUGGCAGCUCCUCGUCUCUCUCUCAGGUAGCAUGCGAGCACGGGGAAAUGAGAGAAAGGGAGAGAGAACGAGAUGGAGUCGCGGCGACCAGGACAGAACGGGACGAGGGACAAGCGGAUAAGGAUGGAGAUAAGGGAGCGUGGGAGAGAGAUAGGUCGCGUGAGCGAGAGAAAAAAUGCAAAGGGGGAAAAAACAGGAAGAGAACGAGGAGAGAGAGAGAGAGAGAGAGAGAGACGGAACGGAGCAACGGUACAAAAGGGGAGAGGAAGAUGCAUGGAAAACACGAUGGCAUGAGAAGAAGAGAAGUGGCGGAAGGAAAUGAGCGAGAACCGUUGCUACAAAGAGAGAUUAGAGAAAGGGUUGGGGAGGGGAGGGGACGGUAAAAAACGGAGGAAAGUAACAAAUACCUUGGUAGGGGACUAAGAAAAGCAGCAGGAAAAAAGAGGAACGAACGGAAAAAGAGUAGAGAGUCGAGAAAGAAGAGGAACGGUGGAAAAGGGACAGAGAAACCGCGUAGAAGAGGAACGGUGUAAGGGAGUGAAAGAAGGCGCGAGAGAGAAAGAAAGAGGGGUAGAGCGCUCGUAUGGUCGGUUUGCCGCCUGCCGCGUAGUAGUAGCGUGCCGAGCGAGCAGCAAGCAGUGCCGAACGUCGUCGUCGUUUCUCAGUGUCGCCGCGGCGGUCGUGCCAGACGGUUCUCUUAUUCAAGUUUUUCGCGUAAUGCGCGCGUAGCGUUCCGUUCCGUUUCGUUUUGUUUCGGUACACGUCAAUUCGGUGCAAACGCGCUGGAUUAAAUUGGAUUAAAUACGCGGACGCGUCCAGAGGAUUAUUGACUUGUGACGAUCUCGUGUCGUUGCCGGAAUCGUCCAGAAAAUCCCGCGGAACGAAUAUAUUUUCGAACAGAUUUCGUUCAAGGAUAUCAACGUGAUGUGACAACGAUUACAACUCUAUCGGCGUACUUCGUUCCACGUUUCGGUGUGUCUAAUAUAAAAGGGAUCCUGAUUGGAGCAUAGUGUGAACAAGAAAACGUCGAGACUAAUCGCAGAACGCGAGUUUGAAAAGUGUAACGACGCCACGUGCUACGCCACCGGCGCCAUCGUGAGUUAAACUUCGAAUUUCGCGCGAUGUUCUAUGGUCAAGAUUCGUUAUCGUGAGCAAGUUUGACACGUUUGAAAAGUGAAAAAUCGUGGUUCUCUCUCGUGGUCGUGGAACACACGGCGGGUGGCACAUUGUAGCGUGUCUUGUGCCGCGUUUGUACAAGUGGAUUUAACCUUGUGAUCGAACACGUGGAUGCAUGCUGCCCUGUCGACGAUGCUGUGCUUUUGAACGGCCAACCUGUCUGCACGAAAAUUCCAGGUGCAGAAGAAAAUGCGCGUGAGGUCAAGGUGACAGUAGAGCAUGGAGAGCGUACAAGACAGCGGCGGGUUGUUGCGUGUCGAUGGCUCGAAAGGAAGUGUCGCUUCGGGUUUACCCAGCUCGAAAACAGUGAAUCAGUUGAAAAUAGUGGAAAGUGGUGAUGAAAGUGGGAAGAUGGUGAUCCCAACUAAAUCGGAGAUGGAUCCUUACAAGGAGUUGGAGCUGUAUCUCGCCAAAGUCAACGAAGAGAUCGGCGAGAUCAUCGAGUCGGCGCCGUCCACCCCCCUGAUCAUUACAGACGAGCCAAAGUACCCCACGCAGCCGCCCCCGCCGCCGGCUCGGUACACGCUCGAGCCGUGCCCCACGAAAAGCACGAGAAUUCGUCAGAACUCGUGCAGGGGUUGCAACGGCGUGGAUGACAUCGGCGAUUGGUCGAACAGCAUCCUGGCCGAGUUCAACACGAUAAUCGCGAACGAGAUCGACGAGCUGACCAGGGAGCUGGAGAGGAGCAAGGAGGAGGCGAGGAUCGUACGUUACAAGGAGCUGUUGAACGAGUUCGGGAUAUCGGACAGCGAGAGCUCGAUCGGCAGCUCGGGCGGCCUCGAUCGAUCGUCCCGCAACGACGAGAUCCGCGGCCGGCGAAAUGGAAAGUUGUUCAACGACGAGGCGACGACUGGCUUCCUGUUGAGCCUGGGCUACGUCGAGCCGCCCCCGCCGCGCGAUCGCCUCGUCUCGGCGAGGAACGAUCGAAGAAAGAGCGGAAGUCUGCCCGAGGAUCUGGAACGAGUGGUGGACGAGCGCGCGAGGUAUCCGCCUGGCGGCGAAAUUCUCGAUCUCUCGGGAAGGACGUACGUGGAGGACCGUCUGAACACCUCUAGUCUGCCCUCGAAACUGGACCGUGGACACGGCGAGGAGGAAGCCACGGAGGAAGUCGGUGGGCGCGCCAAGUACCUUGGAAACGAUCAACCAAAGAAACACGUAGGGAUAAGUUCGAGGGGGGCCGGGGAGGAUGAGAAGAAGGGGGCGGCCUGCUCUCGGCUCGGGCCGUGGGACGAGUCGAACGCGAAAUUGCCGCCGAGGCAACGCGAUGCUCACAGGAAAACGAGCCUCCCCGUGAAUUUGACGGGGCAGAAGAGGAGAAGGACGCCGAGGUUGGCGAGAAUUCGACGGAACGAGGAGCAGAUGAUGAUGGAUCCGGAUUACGAGAUGGAUGGGGAGGACAAGGUGCAGCGGCAACAACUCGGCGGGGGGAGGUCGUUGGACGGUAACGGGCCUAGAUCGGCCCCGGUCACGCCAACGGAGGAGAAGAGGUCCCCGUUCUCGAAGAUCCUCUGGAAGAAACACGCGCCUGUGUUUCACGAGAGCACGGACGACGUGGUCCUCGUCAGAGUGUCCUCUUUGCCCGACCAGGAUUUCCUUCAUCUCGACAACGAAGCGUUGCGGGCGAAGAACGGUGGUGGCGGAGGGAAGGAGGGCCUGUCGAAGAAGAGGGCCGUGUCGCCUCUCACCCUGCGCUCGGAUAUAUCCGCGAAACGGUUGUCCGAGUCGGACAAGGACGUGAGGCAGGUGAGUCCCGUGGAUUUGAAGAAGUUCUCGCUCUCGAGAUCGAGGGGUAACGACGUGGGCGUGAGUUGCGAUCUCCCGGAAGACGACAACGUUGGAUCCAUCGGGAGCGUGGACAGCGGCAAGUUCGAACGGGUGGAGAACGUGGACGUGAAGAAGAUAUUGGACGAGCAGAAUUCCAGAUCCGGUUCGCUACCGAUUUCUCUUCAAUCCCUGUUAUCGAAGAUCCGAAACGGGUCCGGCUCGUGCUGCCCGAACAGCCCGCCAAUGGAUUCGCUCACUUGUUCCGACAUAGCGACGCAAACUUCCCCAGCUAUUUCCAGAAGUUUCAGCUUCACAUGGGUCAGUGAUUGCGACUCCCCGCGAGCGGAAUCACAGAUGGAUUCUCAGUCGCUGCAGGACGAGAGCACGUUGGAUCCUGCCUCGCCCCAAGACACCGUGGACGACGACAAUAGAUCGUCCUCGUCGUCUCAAGAUCUUCUUCAGAGCAUGGACGAGAUUUCCUCCGGAAGUAUGUCGCCGGAUACGACCGACAGAGCAUCUCCUCUGGAGAGCGGCAUCGGCACCGCCAGUCCUCCUAGAAGCACCGAUCGACGGAUAGUUAAGCCCCCGUCCUCCGCCAAGUGUCACCGGAAAGAGACCUGGGAGAGGAUCCGGCGACGUCCUUCCAAGUUAAACUCGCGGAACGACAAACACUCGCAGGACGUGUGGAUCAAACGCGAGAGCGUGCACACCCAGACGAAGGAGAACGACGACCAAUAUUCCCAGGACGCGGUGGACAGCAGCAGCGGCCUCGACGACACCCUGCCGAGGAUCAAACCGCCUCGACCGACCAAUCUGCCUCUGUGCCUGUCCACCACCGCGAGCAGCUCCCUAAGCUCUGGAGAAUUGUUGGAGACACCACCUCGAGCACCCUCAUCCCCUUCCGCUGCCAGCCUCCAAUUGAAACCGGAACCGCUCAGCGUGGAAAUGGGUGGGAAGAGCAGCAGUGCACCCUUGUUGGAGAACAACGACACGGAGAAAGCGAAUGGGAAGGUGCCGAGUUUGCAGCAGCCACGCUCGCAGUCGGAACGCCAGUUAUCAGAAAUCGAAGCACAAGAGGCUUGCAAAUGGUUGAGGGCCGCUGGUUUUCCACAAUAUGCGCAGAUGUAUGAGGAUUACCAAUUCCCGAUAGACGUAUCUGGCGUAGCCAAGGACCACCCCUUCCUCGAGACUGAUUCCCUGCAGAGUCUGUUUCGACGAUUGCACGCUCUUAAUCGAUGCGCCAAUAUGAAGAUCGACACUCACCAUACGCACAGCACUAGUCACAGCAAAAGUGGUGGCGGCGAUGAUUCGGACGAAGAUACACAGUGCGCCCUCAGCGAGAAUUGGACGUUCGAGAAGAAAACGAGGCGCUGGUCCCGCGUGUGCGACGUGACGCAGGCGAACGUGGAGAGGUUGCAGGCGAUCGCCGGGCAGACGGUGCAAUCCGAGGAGGAUUCUCUGGAGGAUCGGCUGGAGGCCGAGGAGGCCGAGGACACGAUGCUGGACACGCUCAGAUACAGCAGCCUGCCACCUGGCACGCUUCCCGACGAGAUCGGGCCGAGAUUUCGCAGAACCGGGUCCGAGAGGCUGAGGGACGGGGCCAAAGCGUUCCUCAGGCGGGUCGAGUCGUUGAAAUCACGGCGGCGAAAGCACCAGAAUCGCGACGGGAUCGUGAUCAGCGGCCCCCAAAUCGUGGACGUGAUAUCGAUGCAGGAGAAGAUGAAGGAGCUGAACUGCGUGGACGUGUCGCUGACGGGGCCAGCGCCCGUCUCCUUCAACGAUCUUCUGCCUGGCUCGCCCCUUCACGCGCCCGGAUCCCCCGUCACGCUGCCCGCGUCCCCCUAUCACCUUCCUCCCUCGCCCCUGGCCAACGCGCCCAGCCCGUUCGGCGACGAUUCGUCGAGUUAUUGCUCGGACGGGUCGCAAGGAGGUGGCCCCACGCCCACGCCGACACGAACCAAGAUGAACCGGGCGAGAAGGUUCUUGCACCGGGGCCGGGAGGAUCAAGGGGCGUUCAGCGACUCCGAGUGUCAGCCUACCAGUUGGCGGCACAGGUAUUUCAGAGACGCGAACAGCAAUCAUGCCAAGGUGUUGGAAUACGUGACUGCCCAUCCCCAAAGCCCCAAGGAUUCGCCGACCAAAACUCCCAUAAACAGCCGCGGUGGGAGCCUGAAUCUUGGGAAGGAGUCGCAGAGGUACAGGGACAAGUUGUCGCAGGGCCAGAAUCAGGAGAGGUACAAGGAGGACAAGGUGGCCGCUUUGAAGAGGGAGGACAAGAUGCACAAGAGUUUCAGGCAUCGUGACGACUCUUACAGGGAGGGGAAACCUUUGUCGAAGGAGGUGACGGUUUACAGGGAGAAAUCGAGAUCGAGGAGCUCGGAGCUGGCCGGAAGUCAAGAGAGCAGCUCGACGGUUGCCAGCCGUGAUUCGGAUCAGGAGGAGGAUUCGCCCAGGCACAAGGGUACCGUUGUCAGGUGGCACAGUUUCCAGAGGGGGUCCCUGUACCCCGAACCGCUCGAUCCACUGUGUCCACGGGCCAUGGCCUCGAUGUCGUGCGGCCAACUCUUGGUGCUCAGGAAGUUGGCACUGUUGAAGUUGACCGCGUGCAUGGAACGAUAUUGCCCGACUCAUCGCACCGGCUGGAACUGGGAGCUGCCCAAGUUCAUCAGGAAGAUAAAGACGCCCGAUUACAAGGACAAGACGGUGUUCGGGGUACCGUUGCUGUUGUCCCUGCAGAGAACCGGCCAGGCCUUGCCAAAGUGUAUUCAGAUCGCGCUCAGAUGGCUGAGAGCGAACGCCCUCGACCAGGUUGGGAUCUUCAGGAAGAGCGGGGUCAAGUCGAGGAUACAGAAAUUGAAAAUGAUGACCGAAACUUUGGGGGACAACAUCAAUUUCGACGGCCAGCAGGCCUUCGACGUGGCCGACCUCGUGAAACAGUACUUCAGAGAAUUGCCGGAAGCUCUGUUGACCAACAAAUUGUCCGAGACGUUCAUCGCUAUCUUCCAACACGUACCUGUUAAGCUGCGGCCGGACGCGGUGCAAUGCGUGCUCCUUCUUCUGCCAGACGAGCAUCGGGAGGCGUUGGAGACUCUGCUCGAUUUCUUGAACCACGUAGCGAGCAACGCUCCCUACAACCAAAUGACAGCCUCGAACCUGGCCGUGUGCCUGGCACCGAGCCUGUUCCACUUCAACCACAGUAACACGAACGUGACCAACAGGUCGAGCAGCGUAUCGCCACGUAGGAGAAAGACCGUGGGCAUUCCCGAUCAGAGGGAACUGUCGGAAAACAAAGCCGCUCACGACUGUCUUCUGUAUCUGGUCAAGAUGCAUCGUGAAUUAUUCAUGGUUUCUUCGGAUAUGUUGACGCAGUGUCAUUUUAAUUAUAUGGAAGAAAGCGUGCCGGUCGCCUUGGAGGAACUGGGAUCUGAACUGAAGCAAGAUUGGAGAGGAUACCUUUACGCGUGUACCACAGCUUUGUUGAAAGAAGCGCGCGAGAAAAGUCGAGGAUGGGUCACUGUGAACAAUCCAGCCGACAGUACGGUAGAAAUGGCAUACAAGAAAGUGGGUGACGGACAUCCACUUCGACUGUGGCGAGUGUCGACUGAGGUUGAAGCUCCACCGAACGAGCUUCUUCAUCGUGUACUGAGGGAAAGGCAUAUCUGGGAUCCUCAGCUUUUGAAGUAUAGAUUGGUCGCCAAGCUGGACACCAACGUGGAGGUCUUUCAAUACGCCACCGGGAACAUGAGUCCUCUUCCUGCCAGGGAUUAUUGUGUGCUAAGAUCCUGGCGUAACGAUUUCCCCAAAGGGGCCUGCGUCAUCGUAGAAACGUCCGUCGAACAUCCGGAUGCUCCUGUUAUGCUUGGUGGAACACGUGGUAUUGUUUUAGCAUCGCGCUAUCUCAUCGAACCUUGCGGUAGUGGUAAAUCACGGAUCAUGCACCUUUCCAGAGUGGAUACAAAAGGACGCACUCCAGAAUGGUAUAACAAAAGCUACGGUCACCUUGCUGCCCUUCACCUCAGUAAAAUUCGCAAUUCGUUCAAGCACACGACAGAUGGCCCCGAGAGUAAAGUCUGAGAGGAAGCAACCGUGCAACGAUCACCGUUGCACGGUCCUUACACGACUCUAGAGGAACAGGAUGAUCAAAAUCAGGAACACAGGAUUCUAAAGGAUGUGCGACAGGUUCAACCCACUAUUGACGAGGAAUAAAGGAAACAUCGAUGGUCGUAUCCAACUUCAUCAAUACCAUGACCAAGAAUUUAAAGGAUAUUGAAGAAAAUAAUGGAUCUACGAGAAAAAUUCUCAACUCGUUAUCGAAGAUGAACCCCAUCGCGCGUUUCUCGAGUUGAUUAAAACAAUACUUAUAAAAGAAAAUAGAGGAAGCGAAAUAGCGAAAAAAAAAAAAAAAGAAGAGAAAGAAAAAACAAGAAACGUUAACGAUACCAUGCACAAGCUUUAAUCGAUGUGAAGCAAUUUUUGUUGAAGCCUGAGAUGUAUAGCGUUAGACCUCGAAUUAUUACUAUUAUUAACCAUGUUGUUAGAGGAUGAAAAAGAAAAGAAUUUAUUGUUAUCGUAAUUAUAAAAUUCUCUCUGUUUGACGUUUUAUUGUCCAAGGAUCUUGCCGUCCAGUGAUCGUGAAAGUACGUUAAAAAAAAAAAAAAAAAAGAAAAAAAAAAGAAAUGGCAGGAGACCGAAUUAAAAUGGGCUAGUACAUGUUUCCCCCCUGUGUAUGUAGGAUAUAAUAUAUUAUUUUUACAAGUAUCCAUAAUCCGAUGUUAUAUCGCUAAUCGAAGUUCCGCGAACGAAGCUUUUAUCCUCGGCGAUAACAAAUAUAAUAGAAUUUCGUCGAAGUAAGAAGAAGAAUGCUGCUACCCUUAACGAGUAAACCGAUGCCUUCUCGAUGGUUUAACUAGAUGAUUUUAAUAAUCGUAUCGAUUGAAAUAUAUACGCGAAGCAUGUAAAAGAAAAAGAAAAAAAAGAAAAAAAAGAAAAAAAGAAAAAAGGACGUAAAAAUAUUUUUCGAUCGUAGUUAUGCUACAAAAUGCAGUCUAUGUAUUUUCCGCGUCGCACGAUGUUUUAAUCUCACCAAAUGAUAUAUAAGCGAAUAUUAGAUAGGAGAAAGAAGUCGCGCACAAUAUUAUAUUUCAUCGUUAUAGCGUAUAAGAAAUCCCUAUUUUGUAUGUUUCUUUCGGACCAAAUGCCAAUUUUUCUAUUGUAUCAUAUCACGCUGUUGUAUCGAGAACAUGGUUCUUUUAGAACGAUUCUUUUUGUAAAUGUCACGACGAUUUAGACGACCAGGAGAAACCGUGUGUAAAUUAUUCGUACGUUAUUAUAUGGGUACGCAUUAUACAACGUGUGUAUGCGUGUAUAUUCUCUAUUUAUAUACAACAAAGAAAAAAAGAA